GAAGGUCAAGCGUGCUUCUGGUCACAGGAGCUGCUAUGUGAAAGCAGAGGAAGAAAUGUACAGCACUGAAUAAAGGUAUAUAAACUUUAAACAGGUAGCCAGUAACGUUACGGUACAAACAAGGAUUUAUGAGGCGUUUAAUGAAAUAACGUACCGCAGUCAGAAACGAAACAGGUAGCAUAGCCUGUCAGCUAGCUCUUCUUAAAAACAUUAACGUUUCAUCCUCACAUGACCGCCGCUAUGUUGAGGAGCCUUGUUAGACUUCAAAGCCAUUUUGGAAACAUCCUCUCUCCAAGUAAAAUGUGCCCAAGAAGUCAGCAAUUUGGCUUUGCUCUGAGUUACUCCUCAGCCACGGCAGAAAGAAAAAGAUUUUAUCAAGAUGUCAGUAUAUCCCAAGGUGAAGGUGGUUUAUAUGAGAUAAACCUAGACAGAAGAAAACUGAAAACGCCAGGAGGGAAACUGUUCACGGUGCCAAAUGAAACCCUGGCCAUCGCCGUGGCGACCGAGUGGGAUGCUCAAAAGGACACACUCAAGUUCUACACCAUGCACCUGAGUACACUAUGCAACACAGCUCUGGACAAUCCCACCCAACGUAACAAGGACCAAAUGAUCAGUGCUGCCCUGAAGUUCCUGGAGACUGACACUGUCUGUUACAGAGUAGAUGAGCCCUACGGUUUGGUUGAGCUACAGAAGAAUGAGUGGGACCCUGUGCUGCACUGGAUGGAAAACAGAUAUGAUGUCACUAUUGGCUCCUCGUCCAGUAUUUUGGGUCCUGAGAUCCCAGAAGCAACCAAAAACACUUUUCGGCAACACCUGAAGUCUUACAACUUCUGGUCCCUGACAGGGCUCGAGUAUGUGAUCACCCAGCUAAAGUCUGUUGUGCUGACAAUGGGCAUGAUUGACAGACAUCUGACUGUGGAACAGGCUGUGCUUCUCUCCAGACUGGAGGAGGAAUACCAGAUUCAGCACUGGGGAAACGUGGAGUGGGCCCACGACUAUGACAUGUAUGAGCUGAGGGCACGAACUGCAGCUGGAGCUCUUUUUGUUCACCUCGCUUCUGAGAGUUCAACAGUCAAGCGCAAACUUAUGCAGGACUGAGAAGGAUAAGCUCAAACAUAAAGCUCUCGUUGAACACACAUCAAAUGUACCCUAAAACUGAGAACACACCAAGCAACUCGGCGCAUCCAUGCUUCUUUAUCCAUUCAGACAAACGACACAUCCUGUUAGUUCUGCUUAGCAGUGACGGCUGCUUUGUCUGUGAUCUGUUUAUAGAGUCAUCUCACUCCAGGGAAAAACAUUGGCUGUGUUUCUGCAGUGUUAAUAUGUGGCAGCUGCCAAGUGUGCCACCCCUCACCGAGUUUCCAGUCAUCCGUGAUAUUUUGGACACUGUGCGUGGUUUCGAGAGAAUAGUGACUAAUGUUGUUGUCUGUUUGGUGGUGGAAUGUUAAUUCCAUGUCUGCUUCCGCUCUGUGCCACAUUUGAAAACUGAAAAGCACAUAUGCUAUCCUAACAGCACUCUAUCCAGACAAAGUGUAAAGUGUUUAUCAAUGGUACACUGCAGUAGGUGCAUUAGGUGAAACAUAGUGCAUUUAAAUUAUUUUUUAUGUAAUUAAGAUUUUCCUCAUCCAGUUUGUAUGUAUUUUUCAUUUGAGUGCUGAACACAUAAUUCAUCAGUAUCAUCUCCACUUCACAGUUCUGUUUCUGCAAAAAGUUUAAUUUUAGUGGAAAAGUAGACUGCAUCCUCAUCCAGUAGUCAUUUUCAUGUACAAAGCUGAAGGUCUUGUUGCUUUUACAGUUGAAAUGAAAUAAAACAUGUCUGUUCCCUUUCCACCUUUUGUAAGCAAAAUUACAGUAAAGAUUAAUGUGAAUUAAAAUCCAAGCAA
Molecule: messenger RNA, 1883 nt
Organism: Anoplopoma fimbria (sablefish)
Lineage: Eukaryota; Metazoa; Chordata; Actinopteri; Perciformes; Anoplopomatidae
Gene: atpaf2
Product: ATP synthase mitochondrial F1 complex assembly factor 2
Exons: 8
Coding region: 229-1098 (289 amino acids)
Biological process (GO): mitochondrial proton-transporting ATP synthase complex assembly
Cellular component (GO): mitochondrion
Source: RefSeq, a predicted model, not a curated record